Scedosporium apiospermum is the source of this 1596-nucleotide messenger RNA. Its product is annotated as MFS multidrug transporter. The coding region runs from base 1 to 1596 and encodes 531 amino acids. Gene Ontology annotation, biological process: transmembrane transport. Gene Ontology annotation, molecular function: transmembrane transporter activity. The record is from RefSeq and is a predicted model, not a curated record. The transcript has 3 exons. Lineage: Eukaryota; Fungi; Ascomycota; Sordariomycetes; Microascales; Microascaceae. Gene Ontology annotation, cellular component: membrane.
AUGGUCGAUCUUAAUUCAACAAAGGAUCGUAACCGCUCCCCGAGCCCUGACGGGCAAGCGGCGACUCCGGAUGAGACAGACGUUGACCGUCUUGGUCGGUCACGGCCGGAAGCCUUCUCUAACACUAUUAUGGAGGUGGGCUUCGUCACGUCUGUGCUGGUAUCCAAUCUCUUAUCCGAAUAUUUGACCAGUGGCUUCAACGUGCUCCUACCAGCUCUUCUCAACGAAAUAGACAUUGCCCCCGAAAAUCGAACAUGGCCGACAAACAUCUACACCCUCGUAGUCGGAGCCUUCCUUCUCCCCUUCGGCCGCCUCGCCGACAUGUACGGCGGUAACAUCGUCUUUUUUGCCGGCCUCGCGUGGGCCAUGGUGUGGACGCUCAUCGGAGGUUUCAGCAAUGGCUUCGCGAUGCUCCUCGCCACGCGAGCCCUUCAGGGUCUGGGGAUAGCUGCCGUCCUGCCUUCGGGCAUCGCUCUGCUGGGUAAUACGUAUCGGCCGGGGCCGAGGAAAAACCUGAUAUUUAGUCUGUACGGCGGAUGUGCGCCUUUCGGGUUCUUCGCGGGUAUCUUCUUCGCCGGGUUAAGUGCCGAGGUGCUCACCUGGGGCUGGUGGUUUUGGAUCGCGUGCCUACUGUUCGCCGUCAUCAUGGUGUUGUCUCUUGCUUGCAUACCGCGGCGGUUAGACUUCCGGCCCGACGUGAAGAUGGACUGGAUCGGAUGCGCGACAAUCAUCCCCGCUUUAUUUUUGUUGGUAUAUGCCAUCACCGAUAGCGCACGCGCAGGAUGGGCAUCCGCGAGAAUACUAGCCCCUUUCCUGAUCGGACUUGCGUUACUUGGCGUCUUCGUUUACGUCGAAGGGUGGCUUGCGAAAGACCCGUUGCUGCCUGAUAGCACGUUCGAAGCAAAGGGCACUGCCGUCCUAUUCUUACAGCUCUUUAUUGCCUACGGCUCGUUUGGCAUCUACAUCUUUUACGCGAGCUUUUAUAUCGAAACAGUCCUUGACGUCCCGCCGUUUCUAACGGCCUUUUAUUUCGCCCCGCUAGCCGUUGGUGGGAUCACGAUUGCCCUCGCCGGCCGCUUCGUCCUCCACCGUCUGUCAGGGACGAUACUUCUCUUUAUCGCCUCGCUCGGCUUCAUCGCCAGCCUCCUCCUAUUCGCCCUCAUCCCGAGCCACGACCCAAAUUACUGGGCCUGGAUCUUCCCGGCCAUGGUAUGCACUACCAUCGGCGUCGACAUUUCCUACAACGUCAGCAACAUCUUCAUCACCACCAGCGUCUCGCACAGCCUCCAGGGCGUGGCCGGCGCCUGCGUUAACGGUCUCGUCUUUUUGGGCAUGGCGUUCUUCCUCGGGUGGGCUGACCUAGUCGUCGCCUACACCUCUGUUGAAAACGAGACGCCGAAGUACAAGUACGCUUUCUGGUUAGGUGUCGGGGCGGCGGGCGCGGCUUUUAUUAUUGCGGUGCUUGGCGUCCGCGUCGAUACCGCGCAGAGCGAUUUGACGGCGGAUGAGAAGACGCAACUGCGGAAGCAGCAAGUAGACCUUGAGAGCAGGGGUGUAUUUGAAGGGCGUCUGUCUGAAGCCAACACGAACCAAUAA